AUGAAUUUUAAAUUUACAAAGGAGCAAUAAUUAUUAAUUGAAGAAAUCAUUAAUAAAGGUUACAAUCAAGAAGACUUUGAGUAGUUCGUCUUUCUCAAGGAACCUCAAAAAGGUACUAAAUUCAUUAUAGUUAGGCUAUGAUUUAAGCCUAUGGACUUAUGAUGAAUUAUUUCUAAUCAUUUAAAAAUAUUAGCAAGAAAGUAAACUAUAGCAUAUAAAUUAAGAAUUAGACUCAUUCUAAAUCUCUAUUCCAGUAAAUUAGUCUGAAUAGCCAGAUAUUUCAGGGUCAUACUAAAUUAUUGAGAAGGAAAUACAUGCUUAAAAUUAAAAAUAAGACCCAAUUAAACUUGUAUAUCAAUUAUUUUUAUACAAUUAGAAUGAAAAAAUAUAUAUUUUUCCAUAUGAAAAAACUAUUAAAUGCAAACAAUUGUACUUUUUUAUUGAUGAAAAUGUUGAGUUAUAAUUUGAAAUUAGUGCGUAAUUUUUGAAGUUUUAUUUAAGGCCUAUUGAAGAAAGAGGAGGAAUUUUGGACUUUUUUUAAAAAACAAUUGUAUUUCCUAUUUAAGUAAACCCUAUGGAAUGGAAGAUUAAAAGAACUCUAUAGGAUUUUGCUCAAUUCAGAAAUCUGCUUUGUGCAGCCUUUCCUGAAUAUAUAGUAUUUAAUCAUUUAAUUAGAUACCAUCUUUUCCAUACAAAGAUAUAGAUGAUUAUGAUAUCAUUAUGAAGGAAUAGUAAAACAUUUUAAAAGUACUCACUGUAUUAUUCAUUUUUAAGUUAAUAGAUAUUUCUGUAAAUCUAUAAUAAAAAACCAAUUAUUAGAACGGUUUGUUCUAGUUUACAUUUUCUAAAUGAAAUGAAUCCUAAAUAAUUUCAAUCAAAAUUUUAUAAUGAGUAAAUUUUUAUAAAAUAAUUUAAUCUCAAUCAAAAAUAAUCAAAGACAGGAACACUAUCUAUUAAAUUCAAUUAAGAGUAAUAUGAAAAAUAUAAAGAUUAUUAAGCAUAUAUAAAUGCUGAAUAAGCAAACUAUGAAAUCAUUUAAAAAAAUUUAGAAUAAUUUGCUGAAUUUACUUAUAAAGGAUAAUAAAGUUUAGGAUUUUCUAUUGAAAUGAUUUCAUAAUUAUGUAUUUCCCUUCCUAAAUACUAUGAAUCAUAAGAAUUUGGAAAAGCUUUAAGUAUGAUAAAGUCUCAUUUUGUAAAAUAUUAAAAUCAUAAUUAGUAAACCUAAAAAGAUUUUGUUUUAAGAUCUACUAAACAAAUUAUGGAUGUGUUAUUGAUUACUCUAUUAAAAUUUAAAAAUUCUAGAUAAUAACUUUUUGAAUUAAAAUCCAAUCUUAAUGAGACAUUUUUAAAUUUUUAGAAUGAGUUCUUUCUUUUAGAAAAAAAAAAAGAAGAACUUUUUACAUUAAGUUUAUAUAUAGUUUAUGUAAGAGGAUAUUUAGAAAUUGGGUUUAAAUUAGGAACUUCUAUAAAAAAUAGAUAUAAACAAGUGUUUUACAGAUCUUAAUUAUGCCAAAGAAAUAAUGUUACCUGAAGAAAGCUUUUAAGUAAACGAAAAAAAAGAUUAAUAUGUCUACAUGUUAAAUCAUUUUAAUGAAUAGUUUGAUUAGUAAUUUUUAAUUGAAACAGAUAAAUUAUUAAAUGAAAUUGAUUUUUAUUUAGAUAAUAUGCGAUAUUUCACUAAUAACCAAGUAAAUAUUAAUUUUUUAUCAUAGUUGUAAAAUUGGGAUUUUCUCAUUUAAGAAUAUGAAGAGUAUAAAUUUCAAUAUAAUUAAAAAUUGAGUGUAAAUGCAUGA
This is a messenger RNA of Paramecium sonneborni, 1793 nucleotides long. The record is from the annotation of a GenBank genome assembly. NCBI's taxonomy places the organism in Eukaryota, Ciliophora, Oligohymenophorea, Peniculida, Parameciidae.